Capsella rubella is the source of this 818-nucleotide messenger RNA. RefSeq lists its product as uncharacterized. Lineage: Eukaryota; Viridiplantae; Streptophyta; Magnoliopsida; Brassicales; Brassicaceae. The record is from RefSeq and is a predicted model, not a curated record. The coding region runs from base 140 to 664 and encodes 174 amino acids. The transcript has 2 exons.
UCUGUUUCAAGCUGUCACCAGAAUGUCGUCUUCUUCUUCUUCUUCCUCUUCCUCUACGCUUAAACCCAUUAAUUCAAUUUCCUAUUAACGAGCCCUGAGGAGAGGAGAGGAGAGAUCUGAAUUCGGGGGAGACUAAGCGAUGAUGAUUUCUAUUAAUCACAUCGCGCUUCUUUGUCUCGUUCUCGCCGCCGCCGCCGGGAUCUCGAUCUCUACGGCGAUCUCAGAGAACGAGUCUAUAUACGAGAUCCUCCUGGCGAAUGGUUUGCCUUCCGGGAUAUUCCCUAAAGGCGUUAAGGAAUUCAACUUCGACGCCGAGACGGGACGCUUCUCCGUUUAUUUGAAUCAUUCAUGCGAGGCUAAAUACGAGACUGAGCUGCAUUACGACGCCAAUAUCACCGGGACCAUAGGGUCCGCUCAAAUCUCGGAUUUAUCGGGAAUCUCGGCGCAGGAGCUCUUCUUGUGGUUCCAGGUUAAAGGAAUCCGGGUCGACGUCCCGAGCUCUGGUCUUAUAUACUUUGACGUUGGUGUUGUUCGCAAGCAAUACUCUUUGUCUUUGUUUGAGACGCCUAGAGAUUGUGUUGCGGUUUCUGGUGUUGACAAGGUUCAGCCUCUUAUGUUGCCAUUGUAUCAUGUAGAUCAGAAUCUUGGGAGAAACGUUAUUUAGCACAAAUAUGAGGAAUGUUGUUAUGCCAUACCAGAGAGAAAGGAAGAUAGAUGCUUUCAUCAAUUCUUGAAGAUACUUCAACUGUUUUGGUCUCAAAUCUUAGGCGUGAUUCAAAAUCCAAAAAUUGCUUCAUUCUUUCCCUCCCCCAUUCUCC